Messenger RNA from Branchiostoma floridae (Florida lancelet), 2373 nucleotides. RefSeq lists its product as uncharacterized. Bases 1 to 2373 code for a protein of 790 amino acids. The record is from RefSeq and is a predicted model, not a curated record. The transcript is spliced from 10 exons. NCBI's taxonomy places the organism in Eukaryota, Metazoa, Chordata, Leptocardii, Amphioxiformes, Branchiostomatidae.
AUGGAGACCGUCCGAGAAGCCCGGGUGCGUCGUAAAUGUCGCUGGCUGUGGGUCGUCUUCGUCGUGGCUUGCUUUGCACCAGCUAUAACAGGAGUAGUAGACGUCACCAUCGUCAGUAAGUACCAGUUCUUUGAUGAGUCAGCGGACACCUGGUUGCACUGUUAUUACACGGGUAGUCUCCUCAACCAGAACGGGUACCAGUUCGGUGUAGAGGUAGACACUGGCUCGGGAACAAGAUUUACAUCACGAAGAAGUACCAGCAGGGUAUCAGGGCGCUGGUACAGUGUGAGAAUCUGGGAUGAAACUGGUGACUCCCGGGUCGGAGCAUUCUCCUGUCAAGUAGGUGACGGAAGUAAAACCGAAAAGGCCAUUACCUUCAAAAUAAAGUCAGAGGCCGAUGUCUGGCCCGAGUCCUUCACAGUAACCGCCAACAUAGGUGACCCCGUGACCCUACAGAUGGUGCAGAAGUCCAGUAGAACAGGUACCCUGGUGUGGAGGAAGGGCGGGAUCGGGGGGACUGUCCUGACUGGACAGAACGGACUCAGUCUCGCCAUAGCCAGUGUCCAGUCUUCAGAUGAGGGGAUCUAUGAGUGCUACUAUCAGGGGGACACCGAUAGAAAACAGGGCAUCAUGAGGCUCAUUGUCAGAGGUUGUGCUGAGAACAAGUGGGGUCCGCCCUCCUGCACCGGUGACUGUCCUGUGUGCUACAACGGCGGUGUGUGUGACGACAACACGGGGGAAUGUGUCUGUCCUCCGGGGUUCAAUGGAACCAAAUGUGAAAGCGCCUGUGCGAACAACAAGAUCGGUACCAGCUGCACGAGAGAGUGUGAGGGUGGAGACUGUACUGGCCAGCUGCUGUGUGUGAUGGACCCGUACGGCUGCUCCUGUGCUCCUGGACUCAUGGGGAUAGAGUGUAAUACGGCUACUGUCUCGUACGAGGACUUAUUCACAAAGGAGGAAGGCCACUUUUUCGGUGAUUUUCCGGAUCACCUAACCGCAUACGACAACAUAGACGCAGACGAGUGUGCCCGUCGCUGUUUGCAAGGUUACGGCAGUUACGACGGCGUCAACCCGCCCUGUCUGUCCUUCAACCAUCGCCCCACGGGAUCGCCAGAGGGCGGCAGUGCACGGUGUUGGCUCCGCAGUAGUGACAAGGACACGGCGGCGUCUCCUGGUUCUGGCUGGGACACUGUUUCAGACAUACUUAUGCCCCAAGACUGUGCCGACAUAUUUGCCCUCGGACUACAAACCAGUCAGGUUUACACCCUCGGACACCCCCAACCAUUCCAAGCCUACUGUGACAUGGACACUGAUGGCGGUGGGUGGACGGUCAUACAGCGGCGGCAGGACGGGUCGGUGCCGUUUGACAGACAAUGGGCUGAGUACGAGCAGGGGUUCGGUAAUCCUAGUGGAGAAUACUGGCUGGGAUUGGAGACUAUUCACAGUCUGACAACAAAGAAUCAAAGCGAACUGUAUGUGUACUUGGAAGACUGGGAAAUGAACAGCCGGUUUGCGCGGUACAGCACGUUUUCUGUAGAAGAUGCCGGCAGCAAGUACACGGCAACGAUCGACGGGUACAGCGGGGAUGCAACUGAUAGUCUAGACCCGUCCACUUCACGUCACAGCAUCAACAACAGACAAUUUUCUACAACAGACCAGGAUAAUGACCCUUCAAGAAAUAACUGUGCAAGUCUAUUCGGACAGGGAGGCUGGUGGUACACUGCAAGUUGUGGCUGGGCAUUGUUGAACGGACAGUAUCUGACCGGCUGUUCAGUACCUACUCCAGGCACCUGCUCCAGUGCAGAUGGAAUCGUCUGGAACUCUUGGAGAGGUUACAGAUAUUCUUUGAAGACGACAGUCAUGAUGAUCAGACCAGCCGAUUUUCCUGCUACAUCACCACUCAGACCGUGUCAAAAUGGUGGAACACUCACCUCUGGACCAGAUAAUUCAGGACUGUAUAUGUGUGCAUGUCAAUCAGGAUGGAAUGACAUCUUUUGUGAUCAGGCAAUGUCCUGUCCAGAGCUAUCAUUUCCAAACAACGGCAGCAGGACUGAGGGUCGUAUAUACGGAGACAGGGUCACAUUUUCCUGUAAUGAAGGCUACGAACUAAUCGGUUCUGUAAACAGAACCUGCCAGGCCAACCAGAGCUGGUCGGGUGUACAGCCUAAUUGCUCCAGAACACCCUGCCCACAGCUGAAGCCUGUUCAACAUGGCAGCAUCAGUGAUGGUGGAUAUUAUGGAGACGUGGUUACUUAUCACUGUGAUCCUGCAUACGAGAUCAGUGGUGAUGAAGAACGAACAUGCCAGGCUAACCAGACGUGGAGCGGAACACAUCCUACAUGCAGUCGUAUGUUCCACCCAAGUUUGAUUUGA